Trichoderma virens Gv29-8 is the source of this 1683-nucleotide messenger RNA. RefSeq lists its product as uncharacterized. The record is from RefSeq and is a predicted model, not a curated record. The transcript has 4 exons. NCBI's taxonomy places the organism in Eukaryota, Fungi, Ascomycota, Sordariomycetes, Hypocreales, Hypocreaceae. Gene Ontology annotation, molecular function: ubiquitin protein ligase activity; metal ion binding. Gene Ontology annotation, biological process: protein polyubiquitination. Bases 1 to 1683 code for a protein of 560 amino acids.
AUGCCCGAGUAUCGCCACAUGCGCAGCGGCAGCCUCAGCAUCCCCAGCGCCGCCCACGGAAGCAGCCAUCACAGCAUGCCGCGCAGCCCGCCCAACACAUCGCACGUCCCGUGCAAGUUUUUCCGCCAGGGAGCCUGCCAGGCCGGCAAUGCCUGUCCCUUCAGCCAUGACCUGGGCGCCGCCUCGGAGACGAUCUGCAAAUAUUUCGCAAAGGGUAACUGCAAGUUUGGCCCCAAGUGCGCAAACAUCCACGUCCUGCCCGACGGCCGCCGAAUCAACUACGGUAAGAAUGGCGUUACCAUCGGCCCAAAUCCCCUCAAUCUUGCCAAUCGUGCGGGCGGUGCCAGUCCCGUCUCACAGACCCCGGGCGCUGUCAGUAGCCCCUUCAGCCAUUCGACCGCGAGUGCCCUGACCACAUCCCUCUACCGCGCCGACCAGCCCGCAUAUCCUUAUCUCAGCGAUGAGAUGCAGCAACUCGGCCUCUCCAGUGGCCACGAUAACGGCCCCCCUACCAUUGAUGCGCCAUACUCCGUCACAGAGUCUAGCUAUGGCUCUCCCCCCGACGACGACCCCUCCCGCCUUGGCUUUGGCCUGUCGCCAGCUGCCAAGGGCUUGUCUGUGCUCGAUGCCCCGUUGCCCGCCUCGUUCGACUCCAAUGGCAUCUCCAACGCUGCCCGCUUCCCUGCUGCGCCCUGGCCUUCGUCUGUGCCGUCAAAGUUUGGCCUCGAGUCGCCGUCUCCAUCGCUCAGCAGCAUCAAGGAUUCACGCACCUCCGAGACGCUCAAGCUGCUCCACUCGUCCGCCUUCGGAUCAUCCGAGCACCUUGCUACCCCCACCGCCAGCAGCCCGCCAGACUCGCAGCAUCUCACCGGCGAAGAGUACUUUGGGAAACGAAUUAUGCACUCGACCCGAUACCCCAAGCCACGAUUGCUUAGCGCCAGCAUGCCCAAGAACAUGGUUGACCGCGAUUGGGAGGCCGAAUUUGCCUUUGGCGACGACGACAACGUGCCUGAAAACCUCGUGCCUGGCGACUUGCAGGAUCUGUUGACCCCAGCCGAAAAGGCCCGGAGAGGCUCGAUGCGAGACGAGAGGCCUGAUUUCAGCCUCGGCAGUCUUGGCAAGUAUGGCAGUCCUAUUGGCUCAAGCCCGAGCCGUUGGGGACCCCUGUUCCAGCGUCAGAAGGAAGAGGAGGAGAUGACCAGGUCGGCCCGAAGCGCUGCCGGAUCAGCUUUCGGUCAUGUCGGCAGCCCCCUGCGGAACUCGAUUCUAGCCAAGGAGAUGUCGGACGACCUCUCUGGGGCCAAUGGCCGGCCGUCUACCAUCCGGGCCGGGAGCGAAACCAUGUCGGUUCUUUCUCAGCAGCUCCAACGCAGUCGGCUGGAUGACACCUUGAAUGGCUCAAGCCCUCUUCUGCACCCCACCGUCAGUCGCAACGCUAGCAACGGCAUCGCGCCCAUCGGCAAGGACCGCAGUCUGGAGCGCCACGUCUCCAGCGCCAGCAUUGGUUCGUCUGUCACCGGCCGAUUUACCACGCCGAUUGAUGAAGAAGAUCCUGCGUUCGUCUUCAGCAUGGAAGAAGAGGACGAUUCUUCUUCCUAUGCCAACGCCGCCGCCAGCAAGGCAGUGACGGCUUCCAACGGCACCAAGGAGGGUCGAGACGCUGUUCCAGUCAAUGGAAGGUAA